Molecule: messenger RNA, 4018 nt
Organism: Leucoraja erinaceus (little skate)
Lineage: Eukaryota; Metazoa; Chordata; Chondrichthyes; Rajiformes; Rajidae
Product: chromosome-associated kinesin KIF4-like
Biological process (GO): mitotic spindle organization; microtubule-based movement
Molecular function (GO): ATP binding; microtubule binding; microtubule motor activity
Source: RefSeq, a predicted model, not a curated record
GACAACAACAACCCGGAGCGGGAGGGACACCAACUUGAAGAAUGGUAAGAGAAGAGGAUAAAGUAAUUCCCGUACGAGUGGCCUUGCGCUGUCGACCACUCGUGCGCAAAGAAAUCGAGGAAGGAUGUCAAAUGUGCUUAACAUUUAUGCCGGGAGAGCCACAGGUAAUUUUGGGCUUAAACAAGUGUUUUUCCUAUGAUCAUGUCUUUGAGCCAUAUGCUGAACAAGAAGAAGUGUUUAAGGUCACUGUUGGCCCCCUUAUUGAGGGAAUAUUCAAAGGAUACAAUGCCACAGUGCUGGCCUAUGGACAGACUGGCUCUGGAAAGACCUAUUCAAUGGGUGGCACAUACACGUCUGUACAGGAGGGAGAUCCCGGUGUUGGUGUCAUUCCGAGAGUAAUAAACGCACCCUUUAAUAAGAUCGAAGAUAAUUCUGAAAAUGACUUUACAUUAAAGAUCUCCUAUCUGGAGAUUUAUAAUGAGGAGAUUUUGGACUUAUUGGAUACUUCUCGGGACAAAUCACAGAUCCACAUUAGAGAAGAUCCCAAAGAUGGAAUAAAGAUUGUGGGACUAAUAGAAAGGACUGUAAACACUGCCAUGGAUAUGGUGGGAUGCCUGGAGCAAGGGAAUUCUACAAGAACAGUUGCUGCAACAGCUAUGAACUCCCAGUCAUCCCGAUCGCAUGCCAUCUUCACCAUUGCUGUUGAGCAGAGAAAGAAAAGUGAUGGAAACCAUUAUAUCCGUUCAAAAUUCCAUCUGGUAGAUCUGGCAGGGUCAGAACGGCAAAAAAAAACCAAAGCAGAAGGUGACCGCCUGAAAGAAGGGAUUAAUAUCAACCGUGGAUUGUUGUGCCUUGGCAAUGUCAUCAGUGCACUAGGGGAUGAGAAUAAUCGCACCGGUUUUGUACCAUAUCGUGACUCAAAGCUAACACGAUUGCUUCAAGACUCACUUGGUGGAAACAGCCAUACAUUGAUGAUAGCUUGCGUCAGUCCUGCUGAUUCAAAUCUGGAGGAGACUCUAAAUACACUCCGUUAUGCUGACAGAGCAAGGAAGAUAAAGAAUAAGCCUGUGGUUAACUUUGAUCCCCAGGCGGCUGAACUGCAACGCCUUAAACAACAGGUGCAGGAACUUCAAGUGCUGUUGCUUCAAGCACAUGGUGGAACAGUUCAGAUGAGCAUUGGAGUGGGUGAAUCUGAAAAUCGACCAUCUGUUAUGGAAGCAGCAAGGAUACAAAGGGAGGAGGUAGAAAAUUUGAGCAAAGAGCUUCGUGAAGCUGUUGGCCAGACAACACACAUGUGUGAAAGGGUUAUAGUGGUGGAGCAGGUGAAUGAAAAGCUGAUGGACAGGCUGAGUGAACUUUCGAAGCAUGCGGCGUGCAAGUUGGACUUGGACCAACUAAUUACAACUUCGCCCAGUGAAGAAACAAAAGAGCAAAUUGAUGCCCUACGCAGUCUGCAGCAAAUGAUUACUGAUCUGGAGAAUGAAUGUAAAGAACUUGCACCUGAACUGGAGGGAAUAGAUGUUGAAGAACAUAUGACUGAGAAUGGAGUCUUAAAGGAAAAGCGGGAUUCUGAUCCUUUUGUGGCCAGUCUUGCGCUGAGGCAAUGCCAAAUGUCUAAAGAGUUGAUGGAGCUGAAUAAAGUACUGGCACUUAAAGAAGAACUCGCUCGGAAAAUGUCCCAGAGUGACUGUGAAAUGGAGCCUGUUCAUGUCGUGUAUCAGGACAGCAUCAAAUCGCUUGAGAGUGAAGUUUCUGCCCUGCAAAAGGAAAAAGAAGAGUUGGUGCUGGCGCUGCACAGUGCAAAGAAAGACACCAAUGCAACCAAAGUUAGUGAACGUCGAAGGAAACGCCUUCAGGAGUUGGAAGCUGAAAUGACAAACCUUAAAAAGAAGCUGAUAGAGCAGUCAAAAAUCCUGAAAAUCAAGGAGAAGGCAGAAGGCACUGUUAAUAAACUGAACCAAGAAAUCCAGGCAUUGAAGUGUCAGCGAGUGCAACUGAUGCGACAUAUGAAAGAGGAAGGUGAGAAGACCCGAAGAUUGAAAGCAGAAAAGGACAAGGAAGUUAUUCAGCUAAAGGAGAAGGAUCGAAAAAGACAGUAUGAGUUAUUAAAGCUAGAACGCAACUAUAAGCAGCAAGCAAAUGUUUUAAGGCGCAAAACUGAGGAAGCUGCUGCUGCAAACAAACGGUUGCGAGAUGCGUUGCAGAAACAGAAAGACUCGACUGAAAAACGAAAAGAUUUGAACCGUGGAAUGGAAGGGACUGCUGCUAGAGUUAAGAAUUGGCUGGUCAAUGAACUCGAAGUACUUGUAAGUAUAGAAGAGGCUCGUCAUCACCUGAACUCUCUGCUGGAUGAUAGGAAAAUGUUGGCGCAGGAGCUUGUUUUUCUCCAAGAGAAGAAAGAGGCCCACCAUCCACCAGCAAAACUACGGAGACGAACUUUUACAUUGACUGAGUUGAUGAAAAGCACUGAAAAAGAUCCAUCUUUAAACAAGCAGCUUGAAAGUGUGGAAGCAGAAGUAGAACUCAGGAGUGCUCAAAUUGCUGAUCUCCAACAAAAGCUGAUGGAUGCAGACAAUGAACAAAGGCUGAAGCAUCGAUGGGAUACAAUUGCCACCAUUGUAGAAGCAAAGUGUGCAUUAAAGUGGCUCAUGAAAGAGUUGGUGUCAUCUAAAGUAUCACAUAGCCAAACGACAAGUGCACUGAACCAGACUAAAGUUGAUGGUACAGAGUUACAGAAGAAUGUAAUCGAAGAACAAAACCGCAUAACUGAGAUGGAGACGGAACAUCAGCAACAGCUUCUAGAACAAGAACAGCGACAUCAAGAGAAGGUCUUCUAUUUGCUUAGUCAAUUACCUCAAAACUCCAAUAAGUCAAUAGUUUCUCCUCAUGAUCACGAGGCACAACUUCUGGAAAGACUUAAAUUCCAAGAUGAAGAGAUAAAGAAAAUGAAAGAGUUGUGUGAACGGAAUCAACAGCUAAUUGAAGAGAAUGAAUUGUAUAAGCAAAAACUGAACCUUCUUCAGUACACAACUGGAAACAUGGUUGAUAAAGGCAAAUUGGAAAUGCCUUCAAGUUCCCCAUUUGAGUAUGUUCCCCCCAAGCCUAAAAACAGGAGGAAGACGUGUGCGAAGCCAAACAUGAUGACUCCACGUGUAACCCUGGAAGAACUAUUAUCUGACUCUGACUCUGCAUCAGACUCUGCUGGCGUUGACGAUGAUUGGAUGCCCGAAAAAGUGAAAGGAAUUAAGAAAGCAAGUUUAGGGUGUUCCUGUAAAGGUCGUUGUGCCAACAGGCAAUGCAAAUGCAGGAAGAAUAAAUCUGAUUGUGGCGAUCAUUGCAAAUGCGUUGCCGGCCAGUGCCACAAUCGUCUUGAUAUGACUAUAGAUGUGUUCGAUGAAAAUGAAUUGGACGGAUCUAUUAGACUGGAUGACCCCACUGAAUCGGAGUCUUGCUUCUUUGAGCCACUCAGUGUUGGACCUGCUGAUAAAGUUCCAACUGACAUUACUGAUCUUGGGCAAACAAAGCUGAAGCUGAUUCGUAAACCACUGAGAGAGAACGAAGAUUUGAACAGCACAUUUGCUAAAAAGAAGAAGAAAGCUUUGUCAAACUGUACCACCAGCUUCUUUACUGGAUGUGUAUCAAUUCCUGAAAAUGAUAAAUGAGCAAGUGGUGCAUCCUUCUGUAAAUAUAUUCUUAAAAUCUUUGCUUUCUGUAACUCUAUCAUUCCAAGAAAGUCAAUUGCUGUGCUCUGACUUGUAUAUUUUUUAAAUGGCGUCUUGUAGGGUACCCUGAUUCUUUCUAACCUUGUUUUUUUAUGAUCUCUUAUUUUCCUGUGUGAGAGACUAUGAGGUUAAACUUUAUCAGUUGGUCUAUUCCAGAGUAAAAAUUUUAUUUUAAAUUUAAUUCCUUUUAUGUAGUAGAAUUAUUUUAAUCUGUAAUUUCUCUUGCUGUUAGAUAAUUGUCUAAAUUUCUGAAUAAAGAUUGUGAAUCAUGACUGAAUAAAGGAUGACUGAAUUAA